Caenorhabditis angaria is the source of this 3046-nucleotide messenger RNA. Lineage: Eukaryota; Metazoa; Nematoda; Chromadorea; Rhabditida; Rhabditidae. The record is from the annotation of a GenBank genome assembly.
AUGGGCCACAGUCAAUCGUACGAUUUGCGGAAUCCGGAAAAAUUCGUCGAAAUUGUGGAUUCGGAAAAUCCGGGAACAGUGAGAGGAGUUCGACGAAUCAGCAAGGAACAUCACACCGAUACCGUAUAUGUGAGUGCUUUCGAGUGCGGAGCGGCUGCGUAGCGGUUUUUUCGGGGAAAAAUGGUGAAAAUUGAUGGAUUUUGAGCCAUUUUAUAAGAAAAAUGAGUUCUUUCGAGUGCGGAGCGGCUAAGCGUCGCGGUUUUUCUCACAAAAUUCAAAUAUUUUGCAGAGUUUCGAUCUGCGGGAAGAUGAGCUCCGCGAGCGGAUCCGGAAAGAGGAAUUACGCAGGCAGGGUGCGGAACUCGAAUCAUUACGCAUCAAAAAUGAAGCGGAACACGGUAAGUUACCCAGAAAUUCGUGAUCUACGUGAAAUUUUGGUCUAGGAAGAGUCUACAGUACUCCUACAGUACUCUAAUCUGGAAUUUAAACAAGGGUUCUGAAAUUUCUUGUAGAUUAAAACUACAGUACCUUCACCUACAGUAACCCAAUCUGAAGCUUUUCAGAAAAGUUCCAAAUUUUCAGUAGAUCAAAACUACAGUACUUCUACAGUAUCCUAAUCUGAAACUUUUCAUUCCAAAAACUAGAAAAAAAUCUUUAGCUCACAAAAUUGUUCCAAACUUUCUUUAGAUCAAAUCUACAGUACUCCUACAGUAUCCUAAUCUGAAACUUUUCUUUCCAAAAACUAGAAAAAAAUCUUUAGCUCACAAAAUUGUUCCAAAUUUUCUCUAGAUCAAAACUACAGUACCCCCACCUACAGUACCCUAAUCUGAAGCUUUUCAAAAAAGUUCCAAAAUGUUCUCUAGAUCAUAACUACAGUACCCCCCUACAGUACUCUUUUUCCGCAGGCGGAAUAAUCGACGCCUACCGUACCGCUUCACCCACACACAAAGAAUUCAGCCACUACGAUCAACUCAAACAUCACAGCCCAAUUCCGAUGGAAAAAUUGGAAAAGGUAGGAGACUACAGUAAUCCGGGUUACUGUAGAUUAUUUUAGCUUUAUCGAUUGGUUGAUAUAAAUAAUGGAGAAUGUUUGAAAUUCGAACCAGUUGGCGGAAAUCGAUUGUAUGAUACAGUACCCGUGGAAUAUGAGCAAGAAAAUUCGGGUUAUCAUCGAAUUCGAGAUCUUGAAGUUGAAAAUUCUACAAGUCCAGUUACCACUGAAGUUCAAUCUGAAAGAUCAGUAGAUGUUCAUCCUGAAGUUCCACUUGAAAGAUCGGAAGAAGUUGGAAGAUCGGCGAUUCCUAGAUAUCAACAUGCAGAAUAUCAGGCUAGAACAUUUAGAGAAGUUCCGGAGCCGGCUAGAAGAUCAGUAGAACUUGAGAGUUCAAGCUUGCCACGUCAUAGCUCCGAUGGUCCGAAACGACAUGAGAUCUUGCUGGAGAAAAGAUCAGUCGAAGUUCCGAGCUAUGUUCCUAGAAGAUCUGUGGAGGUUCUAGAGAUGAGUUCGGAAGUUGGGAAGUCUACCCUGCCACGUCAUAACCAUCCAGAAUACCGAAAUCUUGCUGGAGAAAAGAUCAGUCGAAGUUCCGAGCUAUGUUCCUAGAAGAUCUGUGGAGGUUCUAGAGAUGAGUUCGGAAGUUGGGAAGUCUACCCUGCCACGUCAUAACCAUCCAGAAUACCGAACUGGACCAGUAACACCUUCGGAAACACCUAGAAGAUCAGUAGAAGUUCUGGAGGUCACAGAGAAAGAUCCACUGAACUCGGAAGAUCAACUUUGCCACGUCAUAACCAUCCAGAAUACUAUCCAGGAUAUACCGGAACUUCCGAAGCGCCUAGAAGAUCUGUAGAAGUUCUAGAGGUCACAGAGAGAUCUACUGAACUCGGAAAAUCCACACUGCCACGUCAUAACCAUCCAGAAUACUAUCCAGGAUAUACCGGAACUUCAGAAACACCUAGAAGAUCAGUAGAAGUCCUAGAUGUCACUGAAAGAUCCACUGAACUCGGAAAAUCCACUCUGCCACGUCAUAACCAUCCAGAAUACCGAACUGGACCAGUAACACCUUCGGAAACACCUAGAAGAUCUGUAGAACUUCUAGAAUCCCCGCUGCCACGUCAUAACCCUCCGGAACCCUCUCAAGGUACAGUACCCCCAUCUACAGUACCCCAUGUAUCGUUUCAGGACCCAAAUUCUCCUCGAUAGAGCACUAUUUCUCGACUCCAGCUCAAAACGCAGCCGAGAUUUUGCCACGUCAUCCCGAAGUUCAGCCACAUCCAAUGCCACGUUACGUACCGCCCAUGACAAUACCUACAGUACCCCAAUCGCCACGUGUCACCAAUAUCUCGGAAAUCCACGCGGAGAAGCGUUUGGUGGUUGGUGUCACAGCACCUCCCGCAGCUACAGUAUCCCAAUCACAAUGCGGAAUCGAGUACUGUACCCACGUGGCAGUUGGUGAAGAAGAGGUGGGUCUUACAGCGAAAUGAUGUCUCUACAGUACCCCCAUUUUUUAAAGGAACAUGAUGAUGAGAUGGAAAAUGUGGUGCAUUUGGUGAAAGAUGAGGAUUUGCCGGGAAAUUUGACGAGUAGAUCAAGGAAAAUUAUGGAAGAGGUAGGAGAAAUAGUGUGGAUUUGGAAGAGAGCGCAGAGAAAACAGCGAAAAAUAGUGUGGAUUUUGAAGAGAGUGCAGAGAAAACAGCGAAAAAUAGUGUAGAAUAAGUGGAGAGCGCAGAGAAACAGGCUCCGCCCCUUUUAUAAAGAAAACAAGCAGCGCCUAUGCUUAAUUAGAAGAGAGCGCAGAGAAAACUAGGCAGCGCCUAUGUUUUAUUUUGAGAGAGCGCAGAGAAAUAGGCUCCGCCCCUUUUAAAAAGAAGCAGCGCCUAUGUAUUAUUUGAAGAGAGCGCAGAGAAAAACGAAAAAAUAGUGCUGCUUUUAGAGAGAGCGCAGAGAAAAACACGUAAUUUCUUGCAGAAACUCUUCUAUUCGCCAUAUUUGCCAACACUUUCAUUGGAACGCCGUCCAGUAGUCGGUUUUUACGAUAAACUACCGUGA